Messenger RNA from Phlebotomus papatasi, 3400 nucleotides. RefSeq names its product tropomyosin-2 (gene Tm1). Gene Ontology annotation, molecular function: actin filament binding. The transcript is spliced from 8 exons. The record is from RefSeq and is a predicted model, not a curated record. Gene Ontology annotation, biological process: actin filament organization; muscle contraction. Gene Ontology annotation, cellular component: actin filament. NCBI's taxonomy places the organism in Eukaryota, Metazoa, Arthropoda, Insecta, Diptera, Psychodidae. The coding region runs from base 116 to 1759 and encodes 547 amino acids.
GAGAGACGAAUAAAUACGGCGGUUGCAGCCGUUGGCCAUGUCAUUCGUGGAAAAAAAAGAGAGAGCGCGAGAACGAGGGUGGGCAAUGGUGUGUUAGGAAAUUAUUUCGGGAAUUAUGAUAGGGCGUCCCGUGGGCUUGAGACAACGUGUGUCCAGCAGAAUAAAUUCAUCAAUAUCGUGCAAAGGAAUCUCGUCGAUUCGGCAACGUGUUCAAAAUGCUACUUCUGGCAAUUGGCCACAGAGGGAAGUGAGGUGUUACGCAAGUCGUUCGCAGCGCCGCAAUGCGGUGUGCACGAGAGUGAGGAAGACAGUUCUUCCAAGAUGUCCGCUCGGAGGUGAUAAAAAUAAAAAGUUGAGAAAAGAGAUGAGUGAACGCAACAGUACAGCACAAUUUGGUGCUGGACGGAAGCGUGGUCAUCAGCAUCAUCCACGGCAGGGUGGAGUGCGACGAUCAAAUGUCCCGUCUGGGGAAAUUUUGGCUCAAUUGCGCACUGACACAUCGCACAUCGUCACGCAGGAGAACACACAAAUCAUUCCGGCAGCUGAUCCCAAUAGGAAUUUUCCGGCUACAGGCCACGACAGCAUCUCCAGGGGUGGGAAUGAUGGAGGGAAUAUGAGUCAGAGACUAGCAAAGACGGGGUUGGAGGGAAAGAGGGCUCCAAGUGUGCCGAAGGAGCUGUGUUCAGUGGAUCCGGACAAUAACAACAGGGUGCUACCAGCCUCAAGUGCCUUAUGUGAUAAGAAGGAGAGCAAGGAGGUUACUGAGGAAACCUCAGGCAGCAAGAGAAAUGAUCAGCCGUCCAGGGGUAGUCCAACGACUGGCAAGAAACCCAGAAAUUCCGAUAGUAAACGUCGGAGGCUGCGCCAGGCGCAGGAAAUCACGAAACAGGAAUCUACACCGAGUGUUCAGAUUGAGGAGCAAGACACAGAAAAUGACCCAGAGGCAGCUGAAUGGGCCAAACUCAGGUGCACUAGCGAAAGAACUGAAGUGGUGGCUGAGAGGGAGUAUCGAAGGCAGAAUAGACGUUGUGCCGACUAUCCAGGCCUGGCUUUUGGCCGGUCAAUCUUCAGCUCGGACACAAUGAUGAAGUUCAGUAUAAUCCGCAAUGAACUGCACAAUAUUAUGAAAACCCAGUUGAAGAGGGCUGAGUCUGAGGUGGCAGCUCUGAAUCGUCGUAUCCAGUUGUUGGAGGAGGAUCUGGAGCGUUCUGAGGAGCGUCUCGCUUCGGCCACUGCCAAGUUGGCUGAGGCAUCUCAGGCUGCCGAUGAGAGCGAACGCGCCCGAAAGAUUCUUGAGAACCGCUCAUUGGCUGAUGAAGAGCGCAUGGAUGCACUUGAGAACCAGCUGAAGGAGGCUCGCUUCCUGGCCGAAGAAGCUGACAAGAAAUACGAUGAGGUUGCACGUAAAUUGGCCAUGGUUGAGGCCGAUUUGGAGAGGGCUGAGGAGCGUGCCGAAGCCGGUGAAUCCAAAAUUGUGGAACUGGAAGAGGAACUCCGUGUCGUAGGCAACAACCUCAAAUCACUUGAAGUGUCUGAAGAGAAGGCCAACCAACGUGAAGAAGAGUACAAGAACCAAAUUAAGACUCUCACAACCCGUCUAAAGGAGGCUGAAGCUCGUGCUGAAUUUGCUGAACGUUCUGUUCAGAAAUUGCAGAAGGAAGUUGACAGACUUGAAGACGACCUUGUGAAUGAACGUGGCAAAAAUAAGUUACUUCAGGAUGAGAUGGAGACCACUUUGCAUGAUAUUCAGAAUAUGUGAAUAUUUUAGGGAGUGAAAAGAAACAGAGCAAAAGCACUUGGAUGAUCAAUACAUUGCCUAAUUAUUAUUAUUUUUUUGUUUGUACGAGAAAGAGCGGAUAAAGAAUACACAAUUUACGUGCGCCAUCAAUUAAGAAUACAUAUUUAAUUGAAUACUAUAUAAAUAUGUUAAUUUAAAAGAAUGGAAAAAACACAUUUUUGAGAAAUAAUUGUGAGUCGAAGAACAUUAAUAGUAGUGCAGACGUUAUUUCUCUAAUAUUUUUUCUCAGAAAAAACAAAAAUUAUUUGCCUCUAAAAUUGUUUAUAGUAUUAUGAAAUCUUUAAAAUAUUCCUCUAUAUUUUUUCCCGUGUUUACUUUUCAACAUUCCUGAGAAAGUAUUUUUCAGUGAGAAUUAUAGCAUAAAAAAACCUAUUUUUUUGGGAAAUUUUAUAUCACUGUUUUUUUUUUUUUUUGUGAGGGAAGAAAGGGGAGGGUAUCAAAAUUAGUCCCUUUGAUGAUAUGUUCAGUGAGAAAAAUAAAAGACCUAAGUAAAAACUGCAUUUUUAUACUGUACCAUCGUAUCUUAGUGUAGUUAUUGUGAAAUGAGGAGAAAUUGUUAACAAUUUUUAGAGAGAGUCACAUUCCACACGAAAAACAAAAAAAAGUUCUAUUUUUCCUUAAAACAAUUCAAUUGAAGCCAUUUUUAGACACUUUUUUUUCAAAUUGUAAAAUAAUCUAUAGCAUUUUUAAUAAGACACAAUUUUAAAAAUUCUUUUUAACUUGAAAAGAAAUUUUACAUUUGCUUUAGUUUUAGAUAAAGAAGAAAUAAAAAAAAAACAAUUGGGGCAGAUGGAAUAAUCGAAGAAAAAAAGCAUAAAUUUGUAAUUUAGAAAGACACUAAAAUAAUCAUUUAAAAAAAAAUCCCCUAAUUUAAGAUUCAGAAAGAUCAUGAAUAUGCGCAAUUGCCGAAGCACAAAUCACGAUGUUUUCGUUUUAUUUUUGAAUUAUUUUUAUUAUUAUAUUUCUUACAUUUUAUAGUCAUUUACAUCCCAAUAUCCAAUAGGACAAGAAAUUCUACGAGACAAGACCUUUUUUAAAAAAAUAAAAGAGAUCAUCUUAAAAUAUCAAACAUUUUAAAUUCAGUCAAAAAACAACUUUUUUUAACGAAUUUACUGAUAAAAAAUUCCCUAUUUUUGGCAAAGCCAUUUUCAUUAACAAAAUUUAAAUUUGACACACAAAAAAGAAACAUUAUUGAUAAGAGAUGAUACACACUUCGAAAAACAAACAACAUUGAAUAAAACACAAAAUCAAAAGUGAGUUUGCAAUUAACCUUUUUUUUUUUAAAUCAGCAAAGCUGAAACAGAAUUGAGAGACAUUUAUCUGUUUCUAUUCCCUGUUUUAUUUUUUUCCUUUUUCUUUUUAAAAUUAAAUAAAAAAAAAUAAUAGAGUUUGAUAGAAGAAGAGACAAUGAUAAAAGACAUCAUUGAGAAUAUAGUAAAAGGAAAAGAAAAAAAAGAAUAAUUAUUUAAAUGUUGGCAUGAGACAAAUUUUAAUUAAUAAAAAAAAAACAAGUGUUUGUAUUAAAAAAAGAAGAUGUUCAAUUUUAUAUAAUACUGAAGAAACAUGUGUGUUUUUCAAUAUAAUUAUUUUAUUUUGAAAUAA